CAACUCUUUCCAAUUGACGCACUUUCGGUUGCUUGUUGUUCAAAAUACUUGUUUGUUUUUUUUUUUGAGACAAAAUGUCAUCGCUGGAGGCCUAUGUGAUGCGCAUUAAGCCGGCAAUUGAUGAUUUCGUUAAACAGCCCAGCAAAACGACAUUGGCGAAGGUGGAAAAGGAAGUGAAAGGAUUUGAUUUUGGACAAUCGCGCAUAUUUCAGGUACAAAUUGUGGUGCCACUUGUGAUCAAGCUAGAUGAACUCGUUGGAGAAAGCCAGGAGCUGCGUACCAGCUUACUAGACUGCCUGCGGUAUGUUGUUUCUCAGUUGCGCCUUUCGGAUGAGAAAGGUUUGCGCUCAAUACUUGUGGUGGCAUUGCAGCAGUUGCGCGACUCAAAAGGCGCCACAAUGCGACCCAAUCUCUCCGAGGAAAUUAAGCUAGCGGCAGUCCUUUGCAUGACUGAAGCAUUGCGACGAUCCGCUAGCGAUGUGUUGGAAGUAUUUUACACAAAGGAGACGACGAUUGUAAUAGGACAAAUACUGCUUACACUGUUGGAGCUCAUACAGCAGGAGAAGUAUCGAAAAUUGGUCAUUGCAUCUCUGGAUUGCUUGAUGGUUCUUUUCUACGUGCACGAUGAGGCCGAAGCAACGGAUGUGGUUCUCCGCAAUCAAGUAGCAAAUACCAUAUUCAUAUUCCUGCCCAAAGUCGUUACAGUGCUGUUCAAGGCAUCCAAGGCGGAUGAUAAGAUGGGCGAAUCCAUCAAAUCGAUGGCCAUCAAAGCCCUGGGUCGUAUCACCUGCAUUAUGUUUGAGGAAACUACAGAUGAGUUCUAUAUGACACGCUAUGAUGUGAAUGCAUUUCAAGCGCUAUUUAAUGCGGCGCCCGUUGAGAAAUCGAAUGAUAUACACAUUUUUGGCAGCAAGCGUUUCAAUCUUGAGCAAAACGAAGAGCGACUUAAGCAGCUUCAAGCAAAUCUACGCUCAGCACAGUGGAUUGCAGCUACAUCGCAACAUAUGAGUCCGAUUUUCUUGGAAACAACAAUACUGCGAGCCCACGAUAGUGUUAAAGUGCGACAAGCGUAUGCCGAGAUUUGUUGUCUUCUGCUCAGAAAUUGUGCGCACAAUUUAAAGCACAACUUUACCCACUUGCUGGAGAGUGUGCUGGCAUUGUCAACUGAUGAGGAACCGUCAAUUGCUGAGCUGUGUCAAGCGACACUUUCGCAUCUGCAACAGCAACCCAGUUUGUCAGGAAUCUUCGACGAGAAUGCGGAACUUCUGCUGGACGCACAUCUCCACAAGUGGCCACGAAUUCUACAUCGCUGCGAUGACAGCGAACAGUUUGUCGAGCUGCUCUUCUUCAAAGGACUCUUGCGCAAUCUCAGUCCUGACAGACUGCAACUGCUGUUGUUGGUGCCCAAAAACCUGGAGCUGUUUGUCAUGUGUCUGCUGUCGGCGCUUAAUCAGCGUACAUCGCGAGAACUGCUUAAUGAGGAUUAUUCUCUCCGACAAAUCGUUGAAGGCAGUACUAGGGACUUGGCUGCACAGCUCGAUAAAUUGCCUUGGCGGCAGUUUAAAUAUCUCAGCUCUAAACGUUGUGUUGAUGUCCUUUACGAUAUUGCUGAGCUAUUGGGCGCUGAGCCGACUAUAAAUCAUCUAAUCUUUGACUUUUGCCAAGAGUUGAUCGAGCAACACAGUCCAGUCAUGAAUGAGUCUAUACUGUUGCUGACGCUUAUGGUGACGCCACAGCAAAAGAUUGCACGAGGAAGUCGUUUAGUGUUGGCGGAACUUUUCCUGGAACAGCUUCUCGCUGAUGAGCACUGGCAAUUGGCACUGCAACCGGAUGCAGCCUGGCGACUUAAAGUUGAUAAGCCUACCUCUUGGUUUAAGGAUCACACACCUGGCUUAUACUCAUCUGCUCUGGAGGUGCGCACUCAGGAUUGUGACUCGGACGAUGAGAGCGAGCCAGUCAACAGUCGUGUGAGCAUUUCGGAUGCUCAAUUUAAUGUGCUGCAUACUUGUCUGGUUUUGGAUGCUUUGGGGCAUUGUGCUAAAUUUAUUGGCGAUACAUUUGACGGUCACAUAUUUCGCAGCUUGCACAGGGUAUUACUUAAACUGGCCAGCAGCAAUACAACUGUACACCAGGCAGCUACAUUUGCAUUCAUGUCUAUGCAGCUUGCCUUGAAAUAUGCACAACCAUCGCAUUUCAUAGAGUGUUCUACGGAUUACAUCACAUUUCAUCUCAAUACGUUGCUUAAGAGGUCACCGGAGUCUAGCGCUGCCGUUGACAUUCUCACCGUCGUAAUGCAGUACAGCACGCGUGGAAAUGUGCCUCAUUUGGAUAGUAUUUUUCAAACUAUAUGUGAUGAAUGCACCAAGUUGCAUCAGACAGACAAUGUUCAUUCCUACCUGCGUGUCUUCAAUGCAUUUUUGAGACAUGUAUCAAGCUGGCAAACUAAUGCAGCACAAGAGAUUGGCGACAUUCAAAUGCAAGUGGAUGAGGUGCAAGAUAUUUUAAGUAGUUGGCUAAAUGUACUCAAUAAGCCAUCUCCCGACGGGCCUGUUGAUUUGGAGAGUGCGCCAAUCGAAGAAGCAGAUGUAAAUAUGCCCGAAACAGAGGCUGAGGAUCCUUCGACGAUGGAGCCUUCAAAGCCUGUGCUGCCGCGUCAUAUUGAAAUGACUAAGGAAAUAUUGGGACAGGCUAUUAGAUUUCUCUCAAACACCGAACAGGCACAACAAAUUCUUGCACUGGAUUGCCUUGCCACCGGUGUCCCACUGCUCGCAGACUAUGAGAACGAACUGUUGCCUCUGGUUCAUUUGGUAUGGUUACCCCUUGUUGAAAAGUUCCGUCAGAAGGAUUCGGUGGUGCUAAGCCGCUGCUUUAGCUUGCUACACAUUCUCGGGCUGCAUGCCAAAGAUUUUAUUUUAAAGCGUAGUCUCAGCGAUGUGAUACCACAGUUAAAACAGUUCCUCAAGGCAGCCAGCGUACACAGCUGCACGGAAAAAUCGUUGGCACCCACUCAGGAGUACAAGCUUCAGCUGAAACUAUUGCAGCAUAUUGCGCCUUUCAUACGCAGUCUACAGAUCGAGGGAAAGCACCUCCAUGACUUGCUAACCAUUGUGGCAUUGUAUCUGUCUCAGGGACAGCCCAAAGAAAUGCAGGAUCUUGCAGUGCAAGUAUUCCUUAAUCUAUUUACCUAUAACGGACCAUUUGUAUAUGUAACGCUGUUGCAACGGGCUCAUCUUAAGGAUUACAAGACCAAUGUGAAUGAAGUUUUUCGCAUUGUAGGAUUAAGUUUAGCAGCACCAGUUGAUGUCGAUCUAGAUCUUGAAUAAUAAAAGUCGAUUGGUAUCAUUACACAA
Molecule: messenger RNA, 3350 nt
Organism: Drosophila innubila
Lineage: Eukaryota; Metazoa; Arthropoda; Insecta; Diptera; Drosophilidae
Gene: Tti1
Exons: 6
Coding region: 75-3323 (1082 amino acids)
Biological process (GO): chromatin remodeling
Cellular component (GO): cytoplasm
Source: RefSeq, a predicted model, not a curated record